GACUAAAGGCUGUCUAAGAAGAUGGAUAAUUCUGCAUCAGCUUGUAAACCUGCAUCGUCUCCAUCAUGAAGCUGUUGGCUGUGUUCCUCCUGGUCUUUUCCAUGGUGGCUCUGACCAGUGGUGUCUCACAAGAUAACUUGCUCAAGGGGUCCUGUUGUCCUUCUGGAUGGACUCCGAUCAACGGUCGCUGCUUCCUCUACGUCGCCAGUGAAAUGAGUUGGGCAAAAGCCGAGAAAAACUGUCUGUCCAUGGGGGCAAACCUUGCAUCAGUUCACAACCCGUACGAGUACCAUCAGGUUCAGAAUCUGAUAGCUGCAGCAGGUCACGGGUCCAAAAAAGCAUGGAUUGGAGGCUCUGAUGAGGAGCAGGAGAAUAUUUGGUUGUGGAGCGAUGGAAGCCCGAUGAUCUACACAAACUGGUGUCGAGGGCAGCCUGAUAAUUGGAAAGACAACCAGAACUGUGCAGUGAUGAACUGGUCAGACAACAAGUGCUGGGAUGACCACAUAUGUGAUGUGAGUCUGCCUUCUGUCUGCGCCAGAACAGUCUGAAAACUGUGAGGUUCCCAAAGAGGCCUGAUGUGUAAAACAGAACCAGUGGAGGAUGAAUGCUAGGAGUUUCUGUUUACCUGCCAUUUUGCAACUUUAUAAA
Molecule: messenger RNA, 648 nt
Organism: Poecilia latipinna (sailfin molly)
Lineage: Eukaryota; Metazoa; Chordata; Actinopteri; Cyprinodontiformes; Poeciliidae
Product: ladderlectin-like
Exons: 6
Coding region: 66-548 (160 amino acids)
Source: RefSeq, a predicted model, not a curated record